UCCCUGGCUCUCCCUUCCUCGAGGUCAAUAUGGAACAUUCGACUUCAUUGCCAUAUUGGUAGUGCCGUCAAUGUCAUAACGCCUCUUGCCACGAUGAGGAAUCGAGUUGUGCAUGAACAGACCAUCAGAGAUCGCGAAGACUUCAUUAAAUCAAUCGACCCAGGCGUGAUUUGCAGUCUGGCUUCGUCAUAUCAUGACAAGAGGCCGUGUAGGAUCUUCAAGACAGCCACCCAUGGAUCGUUUAAUGUGUGCCUCUUCGUCGAAUUCGAUCCUGUGCCAGCUGGGGGAGGGCUUGAGAGAUGGGUAAUCCGUAUUCCAUUCCCGAAACGGGUCCCGUGGGUUGAUGAGAAAAUUGAGACCGAGGUUGCGACCAUGAUGUACGUCGCUGAGAAUACGACCAUCCCGAUCCCACAGGUUCGCGCGUGGUCUUAUGCCACAGAGAGCCCUAUCAGUUUAGCCUUCAUCAUCAUGGACUAUGUCGAAGGUACGACUCUGGAUGCCCUCGAGUUCUGCCGAUCGGAUAUGUGGGGAUACAGAUGCGGACAGCGAAGUCGGCCUCUUACCCGUGUCUACAAUCAGCUUGCAGAUCUGUACAUUCAACUUCGCAGUCUCGAGUUUCCAAGGAUUGGUGCACUUGGAUUGCCCACAAAAGAGUCGCCAGGUAUCGCGGUCCGUCAUCGACCAAUGCCAAUCGAGGUUAUCCUCCAGGAAACUGAAGGUCUCGACCCUACAGUAUUCUUUCCGCAAAACACGACGUUCACGACCUCCACGGAAUAUAUUGGAGCGUUGGUAAAGUUAGCCAACAACCAGUUAUCCAAGUCAAAAGACCCUGAUUUCGACACCCGUAAACGAGACGCGCGGAAAGUUAUGUUUGCGUAUCAGCAAUUCAGCCACUACGUUAACAACUACUGGAUCAAGGGGGGAUGCGAAUCUAACAACGGACCCUUCGUGCUAAUGCAUGGAGACCUCAGCAUGCACGGGAACAACCUCCUAUGGGACCAGAAUUUAAACCUCGUUGCAGUCCUUGAUUGGGAAUGGAGCUACACUGUUCCACAACAAUGCUUUGUCCCACCAGUGUGGCUAACUGGCUUUGACCCGGAGCCGGUAUUCCACCUAACUUACAUUGGCCUGCCUCUGUACCAGAUAGAGAUGACGUAUUUUUGUCAGGAAAUCGCACGAAGGGCAGAUAAGUAUUGGCCUUUGUCGCCCUUAUCGAAACAGUGGCUUGCUUUGGACAAGUGGCCGCACUACCUGAUAGUGAUGGCACUUCUCUAUCCCGAGACUAUCUAUGAUGUGUGGUGGCACUUCCUUACCUACAAGCUCAAUGGCGUCAACAAACGCUCGGUGGAGAGCAUGAAGCGACACAAUGAGAAAGCCGCGGAGCUUGUGGAUCGAUAUUUUGAGGUGUCGAAACCAGCCCAGGACUUGCUGCAGCGGAAGCUGUCUGAACAGAAGCACUUUGACAAAGAAUGCGACGAAUAUAUCGAUCAGAACGGGGGACAACCCAGGGACUGCCAAUGCCAGAGCUGCCAGAAGCAGAGAGAACAUUUCAGGGUGCUACGUAAACUACCAUCGCGGUCCCCGCUAUCAAACACAAUGACAACAUCCGACUCAUUUGCGUCUCUGGAUGAUUCCGGCGCCGACAACUCUGGGCUGGAGCAAAGUGGAUCCAACGAGUCUGCAUCUGCGACAUAUGGAUCGCCGGAGCCAGAAACUUGAUAGUCGCAUUGCGAUGGAUAUCAUGGGGGGACCACCACUAGAAGCUCAUACCCCAGCAGGACAGUCUUCGACAGUCCUCGCGCGGGUCAACCAUGAUAGCAUCAUGCAUCUCGGCUGCGGGAGGGCAACGAGAUAUAACCCCCUUGGAUAAAUGAUAUGGACGGCUCUUGUGUAAAAGUCGGAAGUGGUAGAACCGGCGAGGUUACACGCAAAAGUCCGCCACGACAAAGGCUUUCCAGUGUUCAGAAGAAGAUAACUGGGGACGACGCCGAGACCGAAGG
Phialemonium atrogriseum is the source of this 2000-nucleotide messenger RNA. RefSeq lists its product as uncharacterized. The coding region runs from base 94 to 1719 and encodes 541 amino acids. The record is from RefSeq and is a predicted model, not a curated record. NCBI's taxonomy places the organism in Eukaryota, Fungi, Ascomycota, Sordariomycetes, Cephalothecales, Cephalothecaceae. The transcript has 2 exons.